Molecule: messenger RNA, 2380 nt
Organism: Rhopalosiphum maidis (corn leaf aphid)
Lineage: Eukaryota; Metazoa; Arthropoda; Insecta; Hemiptera; Aphididae
Product: double-stranded RNA-specific editase Adar-like
Exons: 5
Coding region: 231-2102 (623 amino acids)
Biological process (GO): adenosine to inosine editing; RNA processing
Cellular component (GO): cytoplasm; nucleolus
Molecular function (GO): tRNA-specific adenosine deaminase activity; double-stranded RNA binding; double-stranded RNA adenosine deaminase activity
Source: RefSeq, a predicted model, not a curated record
CAUUUAUUCUGUCACGGCUACAAUAUUAUAUAAAUAAUAUCAGAAUACCUGUAGAAUAAGGAUUUUGAUUGAUCACAAGACCAAACUACUUAACCUAACCUUACUAGUUACUGUACUGCAUUACACGGUAUAAGUUAUAAAUAAUUCGCCAUUCGUUCAGAGUUCUUACCUAGGAAAAAAAACUACCAAAAAUUGUGGUUUCUGUUGUUAAAUUAAAACUAUUUACAAUAAUGGACAAGUCAACCAGUAUUGAUAAUACAACUUUAUUGAGAGAUUUCAAUGAAGCUCAACCUAAUCAAGAGUGGUCUCCUUUUGUAUGCUAUGGACCUUCACAUUUGCCUAUGUUCAAAGUUUCGUUAUAUUUAAAUGGUUCUCUGUUUGAUGGUUGUGGCUCUUCAAAGAAAAGAGCAAAAAUAAAUGCAAUAAUGAAUUACAAAUCGUCAUCCAUGAAUUAUAACGCUAAUUCUAAGACCAAUAAUACUAUAGAGAGUGAUAAAGCGGUUCUCAAAAAAAAACAUACAGACAAUUUGAUGGAAAACCUGCCUUCAAAAAAAUGUUCAAUAGAAUCUCAAGAUGAUGUACAUCAAACAUCAGCUAUACCAGUAUUUAAGAGACAAUGUACAGAUGAUUCUAUUGAAAACUCACUUUCAAAAAAACUUGCAAUUGAUUCCCAAGUUGCUGUACAUCAAAUAUCAGCAGUAUCUAUCCUAAAUGAAAUAUUUCCUAGACAAACCUUGACGUAUGAACAUGAACAGUCUCAGGGUCUAAUGAAAACAAUUAGUGUCAUUGUUUCUGGUAAUAAAUAUAUAGGUUAUGGGAAAAAUAAAAAAGAAGCAAAAGAAAUUGCAUGUCGUAAUGCUUUAAAAUCUUUGUACGAGUCACAGCCAAUAGAUAAUAUUAAAUACAAAAACCAAAUAGAAAUGUUGCUCACUGAUUAUGGUGAUUCUAAAAUUAUUGAUCAUUUUGCUGGAAUCACAGAUAAAAUAUAUCAAAAAUUAGAAUUUAUUGAAAAUAAAUUUAAAGAAUACUCAGUUAUAGCGAGUAUUAUCAAAAUGACCAAAGAAGAUUUGAACUCGGCACAAGUAAUUUGUUUGGCUACUGGUACAAAAUGUUUAUCUGGUAAUUAUUUGAGCCUAAUUGGUGAAUCUUUACAUGACUGUCAUGCAGAAAUAUUGACUCGUAGAUGCCUAAUGAAAUACUUUUAUAAUGAACUCAUGGAAUCGGUAAAAGGCCAACCUUCUAUAUUUAUCUCAGAUGAUAACAAAUCUAAGUUCAAAUUAGCAAAAGAUAUUACAUUUCAUUUAUACAUAAACACUGUUCCUUGUGGUGAAGCUAGAGUUUAUAGCUUCUCUGACUCAAACCACCAGUUAAAUCGAUUAAAUCGUGGUUCUCUUCGAUCAAAAAUAGAAAAUGGUGCUGGCACUGUAUCUGUAUUUGGUCGAGAAUAUCAAACAUACGAUGGAGUUUCUCAGGGUGAACGUCUUAUUACUAUGUCAUGUUCAGACAAACUAACACGUUGGACUGUACUUGGACUUCAAGGAAAUUUAUUAUCAAAUUUUGUUGAACCUAUUUAUUUAGAAUCAAUAUCAAUCGGAAGUAUGUUCAAUAUAAAUCAUAUGAAGCGAACAAUUUAUGGUCGUGUUGAGAACAGCAUUAAUAAAUUACCACAAGAUUAUAAAGUACAAAAACCUCAACUCCGUGGUUAUAGUAUACUUCCCCGUAGAUCUACUACACAAUCACCUCACUGCAUAAAUUGGAUUAUAAACGAAGGAAUUGAAAUUAUUAAAGGAAGUUUAGGUAGAACAAUUGAAAACAAGUUAUCCAGAGUAUGUAAAACCUCAUUGGCUAAUGAAUAUAUUAAACUGUGUAUUGCUACAAAUACUUUAUCAACUGUUAUUGAAAAUGAAACAAAUAUAUUUUAUGAUUCAUUGAAAAAUAAAAAUAAAAAUUAUGUAGCUGCUAAAAAUGAAUUAAUAUCAACAUUUAAGUCAUUAAAUUUAGGAACUUGGGUACACAAACCCGAAGAACUUAAAAGCUUUGAAAUACAUGUUGUUAAUGCAAGUAAUAAUAUUAUAAAUAAUCAUAACAAUCAGAGCUGUUAAACAUUGUUAAAUACUUAUGCACUUUGUUGUUAUAUAUAUACAAAUACAAAUAUGAACAUUUGACAAAAUAGAUUAUUAAUUUAACUAGUUACGUUUGGAUUUUCAUAUCUUUAAGCACACUUUUUUUUUUAUCAUCUCAAUAACAUUCACAAAUUUGACUUUUAAGUUUUGACUGUAGUUUUUAGUCUAGGAAACAAAUAGAAGUUAUAGGGUAAGAUAAUCAAGUGAAUAUAGGCAGAUAAGUUGGUAAGGGGUGUGAGUGAGGCAUCACUAUCGAG